UGUUAUGCAUUUGUUAGUUUUUUAGAAUUAUACUUUUAACUUUUUCUUCAGUAUUAAGAUUUCUAGGACUAUUGGUAUUAAACGUCUAUUAAUUAAAGACAUUAUUACAUAGUUUUACAUAUAUACUGUUUAAUUAGACAAUGAAUUUUGUAAUCUCGGUAUGGCUUGUUAUGUAAACAGAAAUUUCGAUGAUCAACAGUAAAUAAAUGUAUAUUUUGUGAUAUGUAAAAGGCACCAUAUUAUCACACUUUUAAAUCUUAUGAAAUACAAUUUUCUAUUAAGCAAUGUUUUUACAAAGGCUUAAGUUUCCUAAACUCACUGGAUAUAUGUUUGUUGCUAACAUGUCUUCAAAACCUACAUCAUCAGAGGUUCUUACUGCUUAUUUGACGCAGUGUAAAGAACCUCCAUGGACUUCAUACUUCGUAAAGUACAGUAGUGUAAAAGAUGACCAAUUUGGAAAAUCAAACUUUAAUUGGGAAGUUGGUAGAUCUAACUAUCAAAUAUUAAGGACAGGAUGCUAUCCAUAUAUUAAGUAUCAUUGUUCAAGAAAAGAAGCAGAAGAUUUAGAGACAUCUGAUAAAUUUAUGAGAAUUAUUAAAAUUGUUAAUCUAGGUAUACCAUGUCUGUUGUAUGGCUUGGCUGCUACAAUGUUAAUCCGUCAUUCUGAGGUUGUCAACACUAGUAAAGGACAGAUUAAAAUAUAUUUUUUGUUGCCAGAACAUAAAGGAUCGUUUUACUGAUUUACUUGUUACAUUGUUUUAGUAUA
This is a messenger RNA of Papilio polytes (common Mormon), 766 nucleotides long. RefSeq lists its product as uncharacterized. NCBI's taxonomy places the organism in Eukaryota, Metazoa, Arthropoda, Insecta, Lepidoptera, Papilionidae. The record is from RefSeq and is a predicted model, not a curated record. Bases 285 to 740 code for a protein of 151 amino acids. The transcript has 3 exons.